Molecule: messenger RNA, 8515 nt
Organism: Branchiostoma belcheri (Belcher's lancelet)
Lineage: Eukaryota; Metazoa; Chordata; Leptocardii; Amphioxiformes; Branchiostomatidae
Exons: 52
Coding region: 301-7305 (2334 amino acids)
Biological process (GO): regulation of embryonic development; regulation of cell migration; regulation of cell adhesion
Cellular component (GO): plasma membrane
Molecular function (GO): signaling receptor binding; hyaluronic acid binding
Source: RefSeq, a predicted model, not a curated record
UUCCUGCCGCGUCCCACAGCAGCUUGUGCCCGGCGGGCGUUUUUCACUUGACUCGGCACAACCCGCGCGCACCAACAAUACCGGUGUGACCCGGGGGCACGUCCCAGUCAGAGCGACAUCUCCCGCGGAUUCUGGUUAGAUCAGUUCUGGCCGCGGCCGCGACGCCGCUCUCCCAUUCUCUCGCGCAGCUUUUCGAGUUUCUCAUCUCGGUACUCGGUGAGACGUUCACCAGAACGCGACUUGAGGACGUUAACGACCAUUCCAGGCGGUUUAACGAGCACUGCGGAGCCGCCAGGAGCCAUGUUUACGCCGCUGCUGAGCGGACUGGUGACGCUGUUCUGUGUCGGGGCUGCAGUCGGGCUCGACCCAGGUCGGGUGUUCCUUGCCGAGUCCUCUGACGGCAGGUACGGGAUCGACUUCUGGACUGCCGACAACUUCUGCACCCAAACCUACGGCAACCCCGUCAAGACAGCCACGUUUGACGAGCUGAAACUCACCUGGGAACAAGGACUGGAUCUAUGCAGACAUGGCUGGUUGAAUGACGGGACGGUGGCCCAGCCCACACACUUCUCCCGCCGCGGAUGUACGGACAGGGGCGUCACCCGCCUCAGCAGCCACCAGUGGAGCGAGAAGUUCGACGUCUGGUGCGUCGUGGACAGGAAGACUCAAUGUGAAACCAUCGAUCAGUUCUCGUGCGGAAACGGCCUGUGUGUUCCUCACUUUGCGAGGUGUGACGGCGUCAACAACUGUGGCGACAACACUGACGAACAACAAUGUGGCGGAGUGUUCCUGUACCCUGCCAUGUCGGCAGACUCUGCUGUCAACUUCUGGAGUGCUGCAAAGAGUUGUGAGGCUGUUGGAGCUCGUCUGGCCAGGUGGCAGGAUCUAACGGAACAGUGGGCCAAGGGACUGGAUAUCUGCAGGUCUGGAUGGCUCCAAGAUGGUGCUACUGCCCGUCCCAUUCACACGGAGCGGGAGGACUGUGGUGUUGUUGGAGUCAGCCAUGAUGCAAACGUGAUGUGGAACACCAAGCACGACGCCUGGUGCAAGGCACUCAGCAACAACUUUGCCUGUGAGUCUGUUUCCCAGUACACCUGUAACAACCUGAACUGUGUUCCUAAGUGGGCCAUGUGUGACGGGGUGGACAACUGUGGAGACUUCAGCGAUGAGCUGCCAGACCGCUGUGGCAAGAUAGCUGGCAAACCUACCUCAGACCGGCAGGCUCCUGAUGACAGUGUCAGUAAGGUGGUUCUGGUGUCAGACGAGCAGGGUGGAGACACCAUCACCUUCCUGCAGGCUGCGGGCAGAUGUCUGCAGAUGGGCAUGCAGAUUGCAGCAUGGGAAGAGCUCCGGGACUCGUGGAAGGCUGGGCUGGACCUCUGCAGGAACGGCUGGCUGUUGGAUGGAACCAUCGCCCACCCCAUCCACACUGCCCGAGAGAACUGUGAGGAAGUAGGUGUGAAUCAUGAGGGGAGCCACGAGUACACUCAGAAGCACAAUGUCUGGUGUAAGACUUCAAAGGACUAUGAUUGCAAAGGUGUGGACCAGUUCAGCUGCUCUAAUGGCCUGUGUGUCCCACACUGGGCCAACUGUGAUGGAGUCAACAACUGUGGGGACAACAGUGAUGAGCAGCACUGUGUAGGCAUGCUGGGGUUAGCUGUGCAUAAAGAGGAUGCUGUCAAAGGGUUACGGGAUUCCAUUGAUGACUCAGCUGUAGGGUCCACAGGCAAUGUGUUCCUAUAUCCUGCCCGCGGUAGUCCAGCUGUGACCUUUGACCAGGCAGAAGCCACCUGCUCAGCUAUCGGUGCGCGUGUGGCCAGCUGGGAGGACCUGAGGGACACCUGGCUUAAGGGCCUGGACAUCUGCAUGAUGGGCUGGCUGGCAGACGGGACUGUUGCCCAUCCGGUUCACACCAGUCGUGCAAACUGUGGCUCUGACAUCAAUCACGAGGGUUCCCGCGAAUACUCAGAGAAGUUCUAUGUCUGGUGCCAGCCUAAGAAGGAGACAUUCUCUUGUAGUGACAUCAUGCAGGAUACCUGUGACAAUGGACUGUGUGUCCCGCCUACCUUGAAAUGUGACGGUAUCGACAACUGUGGGGACGGCAGUGACGAGAAGUGUGACGGACAGACAGCCUCAGUGAAGAGCAGCCAUGUCUUCCUGUAUGAGGGAAACAGGGUGUUUGAUGCCCGUAUGGACAAGGACAUGUAUGACUUCACUCAGGCAGAGACCAAGUGUGCAGAGUUUGAUGCCAAAGUUGCAUCCUUGAACGACCUGAGGGAUGCCUGGGAGGCAGGCCUGGACAUCUGCAGUCACGGCUGGCUGAAUGACAAAAGUGUUGCCCACGCCGUCCACUUCCCUCGUGAGGGGUGCACAGAGAUGGGUCUGAACCAGAGGGGUGACGUGGACGUGUUUGAGGAGUUCCACGUGUGGUGCAAACCUAAGUCUGUCGUCGCCUGUGACCAUGUUAACCAGUUUGGAUGUGGCACGGGUCUGUGCAUCCCUGAGUGGGCCAGGUGUGACGGCAUCAACAACUGUGGAGACAACAGUGACGAGAGCAACUGUGGACACGUGUUUCUGUACCCUGGGAAGGAGAAUGACGUGUCAGGUCAGGUGACCUUCUGGAUGGCAGAGCAAGCCUGCGCCAAGGUCGGGGCACGAGUUGCAUCAUGGGAAGACAUGUACAACACCUGGCAGCUUGGAAUGGAUAUCUGCAGGAUGGGUUGGUUGUCAGACGCGACCACAGUGCACCCGAUCCACACGUCUCGUGAGAACUGUGGUGACCCCGGACUGAUCCACUACGGCCAGCAUGAGUACAGCAUGGUGUUCGACAUCUGGUGCCAGCCUGUGGAGGAAGGCUGGGACUGCUCCAGGGUGGACCAGUUCAGCUGUGGGAAUGGACUGUGUAUCCCAGACUGGCUACGAUGUGACGGUGUAGACAACUGUGGGGACAACAGUGAUGAGAACUGUGAUGGAAGUACUAGUGAAAGUGGAGAACAGAUGGUGUUCCUGGUUGAAGGCGAGGAGGGAGAACAGUCCGUCACGUUCCUGGACGCUCCCGAGGCCUGCGCCAAGUACAACGCCAGGGUGGCCGCCUGGGAGGAGCUCAGGGACACAUUUGUGGAGGGUCUAGAUAUCUGCCGUCUUGGCUGGAUGAACGAUGCUACAGUAGCCCAUCCCAUCCACACUGCCAGGGAGAACUGCCCUGAUGUGGGCGUGGUUCACGGGGGCAGCAUCGAGUUCUCUGAGAAACAUGACAUCUGGUGCACCCCUAUCAACAGCAACAAGCUUGACUGUGAAGCAUACAAACAGUUCCCCUGUGACAAUGGGUUGUGUGUGCCCCGCUGGGCUCUCUGUAAUGGUGUCAACAACUGUGGAGACAACAGUGAUGAAGACCACUGCAGGUCUACCUUCCUGUUACCGGGGUCCCAGGGCCAGUAUAACCUGACCUUCAGGGCAGCAGCAGCAGAGUGUAACAAGUUUGACGCUCGCGUGGCUCAGUGGGAAGAUCUACUCCACGCCUGGGACCAGGGAAUGGACAUUUGUCGUUUGGGUUGGCUUCAAGAUGGAACAGUGGGAUUCCCCAUCCACUUCCCCCGGGCCCAGUGUAAGGGAGGGGAGAACACUAAAGGAAUCCAGCACUUUGGCAGUCAGAUGCACAACUCUAAGUAUGAUGUCUUCUGUAUCUUCAGGAAUGAAGACAGUGACUGCAACACCAUCAACCAGUUCACCUGUGGAAAUGAUCUGUGUGUUCCCUUCUGGCUCAAGUGUGACGGAGUGAACAACUGUGGGGACAACAGUGAUGAGAAUGCCUGUGCGCCAGAUAUUCUGGACUGCACCAAUGGCCUUGCGGAGGAAGACUGUGACCUGCUGACCAAACUUCUGGACGCCAUGCUGGCAGACAUACAGGAGGAGAUGGGGAAGAUCCGGCCUGGAGAGGGCCCGGUCGUGGCUCCUGGGAAUGCUAAGGAGCGGCUGGAGCAGCUGGCACAACGUAUCAAUGACUUGAAAGACCAGAUCAAGUCAUGGUCAUCCCCUGAUAUGGACAAACUCAGAGAUGCAAUCAAGCAGGCUGAUGAACAGGAUGCCACGCCCCUCAUCCGUAAGGCUGAGCGUGUAAAGAACAAUGGUGAGUCUGUGGACAACAACGCAGACACCACCAAGAACAGGGCUGAGGAACUGGAGAGGCAGAUGGACGCACUGAAACAGAAGAUGGAUGAGAUAAAGGCUGCCCUGGAAGAGAAGACUGGGAAUGUCAAUGUUGCAGACCUACAGGAACAGCUGCGAGAGGCACGAGAAAUCCUGCAGGAAAUGCAACAACGGAAAACAGACAACAUCAACUUCAAACCCAGCAAGGAGGCAGCAACUAAUGAGAAAACAGAAGCAGAUAAAUUGUCUACAGAGGUAGAUGAUUGGCUGAAGCAGAGCUCCACAGGAAGUUUUGUCAAGAUUGAGGCUGAGCUGCGGAAGUUUACUCAGGGUCUGGAUGAUCUUGCACAGGCUAUUGACCAGGCAAAAGAAAAGACCACGCAAGCAGACAAUUUGAACCGUGCCAACGCAGACCGUCCAGACAAGCAGCUGAUGAAUGAUGUGGAUGUGAAGCACAACGAGCUAAAAGAUGUCAUUAACAAUGCGAAGGCCACCCGCGAUGAUGCCAAGACUGUCCGGGACAUGGGAAGGUCUAUUCAGCAAGCCCUGGAGAACAAGAAUGUGCAGCUGACAGCUGCUAAGAUUGCCAUCCAGAACAAGGUGAAUGAGCUUGGGGAUAUCACAACACUGGAAGACAAGGUCAAGGAGGCAGAGGAGCAUGCUGAGAAUCUGGAGAAAAGAGCCAAGGACAUCGAAAAACUGAAGGACAGUGGUGGGGAUUCCAAGAAGGCUGUGGAAGUGAUUGACGCCUACACAAGCGUAGCUAAUAAGAUCAACGACGCCGAGGCUGCCGCCAAUGCUGCCAGGAGGGCAGCUAAUGAUGCCAAAAAUAUUGUUGAUGAUGGAAACUUUGUGGUGGAGGCACGGAAUUCCAAACGGAAGAGUGAAGACAAUCAGAAUCAGGCAAACGAUCAGAAGAACAUGGUAGACAAUGAACUUAAGCCCAGACUGGAGGCUGGACGCCAGGCUACAGAUGCCGUUCAGAACGGGCUGAACAGGGGCAAAGAUCUACUUAAUGGCAUCACCAGCCAACUCAACACUCUGGUUCUUACCGAAUCUGUGGAUCAGGCAAAGAUAGAGAAAGCAGCCAACCGAGCCACACGAACAGAAGGCACAGUGAAUGACAUCAUUUCUGGCAAGUAUGCCGAGGACAGCAACCUGCGUGGGAACCUUAAGAGUCUGCAAGAGAUGGAGAAUGCUGUUGGAGUCAGCAGUGGUGGAGGGGGAACAGGCGAUCUCGGUGGUGUCCAGGCAAACUUGAACACCGUCAGGGCCAGUCUGCAGCAGGUGUCGAGUCUGCGUGCUGAGCUGAGUGCCAGGUUCAUGUCCUCCAGCACCACCUUCAACCAGGUAGCUGGGAGUGUCCGCGCCAUCCAGGAGAUGAUCAAGAAGGCCAGGGAAAAGGUCGACGAGAUCGGGAUCCCGAUGAACUUUGGCAGGCGAUCCAGUGGUGCUGGAGGUGGAACCGCUGUACAACUGAACCAGCCUGCUGUCCUACAGCGACUGGCCAGCCACAAGAACUACUUCACACUGUCCAUGGAGAUCAAACCCACACAGCAAGAUGGAACCAUCCUCUUCAUGGGAGACCCUACAAAUGCAAAUGGAGGCUUUUUUGCACUGGAGCUGAUUGGUGGCAGGGUUCGUGCAUCCACCAAACUCAGCAGUGCCAGUCCGUUCUCUGUCAUCUCCAGGGGUGCAGUGUCCAUGAACAGCUGGAGCUGGAUCAAUGUGGAAAGAGUUGCUAACCGGAUGGAGGUGACAGUGUCAGCAGACAGGGAAGAGACGACAGGUGGAACAGACGGCUCCAACUUCAUCCUGUUAGACCUGCCAGCAGGGUCAGGGCUGUACAUGGGAGGAGUGCCUGCUGGAUCCAGUCUCCAUGCAAGUCUGCAGGGAAACAGUUUCACUGGAAACAUUGAUGAGCUGAAGUUUGGAGAAACUCCACUCAGUCUCUGGAACUUCCGAGCAGCUGCAGGCAUGCUGUCCCCAGGCAUUCCCCCUGACAGGGAAAGGGGAGUGACAACCACAUUCAAUGGAUUUUACUUCAAUGGUGGAACAUACGGUUACACCAAACCAGACCCGACAAAACCUUUUGACAUCUUCGGGACCGAGAAAAGAAUCCAGGUCUACGUUAAACCAGCAAGUGAUCAGGGACUCAUCUUCUUCAUUGGUGACAAGUCCUACUUUAUUUCUGUUGAGUUGAUCAAAAGCAAAGUUGUGGCCACGGUGAAGUUGGGUGAUGGCACCACACCGAUCGUUGUGCAGAGUCAGGAUAGUCUGAAGGACCUGAUGAAACAAGAAUUCAUCAAUGUCAUGCUGCAGUCCAACACCAGGUUAUGUGCAAAAGAAUUUGGGAGCGCCCGUGGCCUGUUACUUUUUGUUGGCCGAGAUCGGAAGUGUGUGAGGAUGAACGUCCCGGGAGGAUCUCGGGAGAUCACCAACCAGGUGUACAUGGGCGGGCUGCCGGAUAACCUUUGGCCAGAAGAGUUAUCCAAGAACUUCUACGAGGGUUGUGUGAAGAACCUGCAGGUGCAGAGACAGGACAAGCAGAUCGAGGUGACAGGAGGGGUCAUCGGAGGAUGUCCUGCACUGGUCCACGAACUUCAGUUUUCAAAUGCACAAACAAGUUUCCUGAAGAUGGAGUGGGUGAGGAAGGAGACGUACCAAAACUUUGUGGCCACGUUUGCCUUCCAAACCACCAGCCCCAAUGGCCUGAUGCUGUACGGAAAAGGAAAUGGGCAGAAGAAAUCCUGGGCUGUCUCAAUGCACAGAGGAAACAUCAUCUUUGCCAUUUUUGGAGAUCCAAACCGUGGUGCACAUCGUGUUGUGAGCCAGAAGCAGUACAAUGAUGGGCAGGAGCACUAUGUGCGAGUCGCUAAAGUUGGCAGGGCCCUGACCAUGUCUGUGGAUGACAUCCCGGAGAGAGGCAGCACCAUGGAGGAUGAGGUCCUGGAGACCCCAGAGCUGCUGCUAGGGGGCCUCGCUCCUGACAUGGAACAACUCACCCCAGGAAACGCCUGGCUGGUUGAAAACAAUGACCACUUCAUGGGCUGCAUCAAACAACUUGUGGCCUCCUAUGACGACUUCAAAGGAGUGGUGGUGGAUUUUGUGAACAACCAGGACCGCAAGGAUGUUACCUAUAAUACCUGUAGUAUUUGAUCCAACUUGACUGAAAACAACAAUUAAAUUUGCAUGGAUCAUCAUAGUGACAAAACUCCUUACAAACAUAGACAUAAUUCUCUACAUAUUCUGUGCAUCACUGUGAGCUAGAAUUCAAAAUAUUUCUAUCAAAUCUAUGAUGUUUGUCAGAUCUAAAGCUGGUUGUCUUGUUUGUUUCAUUAGACGAAAAAUGAAAUUGAUGUUACAGUUAUAGUACCACAGUUAACUGUUGGAGGGAGUUUCAUGUCAUUAUAUAAAUGUUUCUGACAGCUUAUUACCUUGAAGUUCCUUAAUUGGUAUGGCUCAUACUUAUGUACGUGACCUACAGCUAGGAGAGUGAAUGAUAUCGUGAGAAAAGUAAUGUAAUUUGAACUAAAAUCAUAACCCUCUACAGUAGAAAUUCUCUAUUUUGUUAAUCACCACAAGGGUGAAUCAGUCAGUGUUCAAUUUUGCUCAUCACAUUUUACAUGGAACAACUGUGGGUUGUGGACAGUAAAGUUCAUGUAAGAUAUUGUUUUAGAAGAUUGGUUUGAUUUGAAGGUGAUUGUUUCUAUUUUGUUUAAUACUUUUUCUGGUGCAGAAUGUAUUGGUUAAGUUACAUAUUAAACACAACAGAUUUUUUUCAUAAUUAAGAAAUACAAGCAUGUACACAUCAACUGAUAACUAAAAGCAAAGGAUUUGCAUUUGAGAGAACUGCAAAAAAGCACUUUCAAAAUCAUAUGCUGAACACAAGCAUUCAAGCCAAUAACAAUCGCAUUAGCUGCUUUUAUUCUUAAUUAAAUCCUACUGUUAUGAGGGAAGUUGGUAAGGCUGCUGUGUUGUAUUUUUGGUGCAAUACUUUCUACUAGUAUUAGUUGCUAGCUAUAGGUUGUUAAUCUUUUAUUUGUAGGUGGAGUUCUUGACCCUCCCAAAGUUUUAUGAUUGUAUACUGGUUGGGCUUUUGAGUUAUCAAAUGCUUGUUUUAUUUCAUUCUGUCACUUCUCAUGGUUUCUUGUAAGCAACAUUGUAUACUUAGUAGUUUUACGAGAAACCCUUUCUUGACACCGUGUUACACCUUGCUAGUAUUUGUUUUAUUCUGAAGAUGCGUACGACUGCUAAUUUGGGGAUAUUGCUUGAGAAUAACUGUCAUUAAGGGGGUAUUUAGUGGUGACUAUGGCCUCACUCUGCACUUUUGCUGUCUCAGCAUUCAAUAAAGGCUGAGGAGUUAGAA